AUGUUGGUUCAAGUGGCAGAAAUCUUCAACGAAACAGCACAGCAAACCUUCAUGGGUGGAUUGGAUUUCCAUGGGGUCACAUACAACCUCUUUUCUCACGGUUUCUGGAAUGGGGUCCAUUACUGGACCAAGAUUCUCAAGGACAUCGGCGGCAUCUCAGGUGUUUGGAUUCACAACAACCGACAGAAUGGGGGUAUAGCUUGGCUGAUCAGUCCAGAUCAUAGCACUCUUGCUGGACCGGCUCCCCACACAAGCUGGGUGUUUUACUCCCAACCUUGGACUCCCAGUGAGGAGGAAUGUGUGGUCGAGAGCACUGCGAAGAUCUCCCGAGACAACAAGGGUGCAUGGGCUUUGAUGCCUUUUGCCCAUCUGGGCAAGCUCCUCAACACCCCAAGUGAUCCUGUCCCUCCAAGAAUCAAUGUUAUGGAUGUCGCAGAUAAGGAAAAAAUUGCUUUUGGCGGAAAGCCCGUGGACAAUGCAGAGGUCACUCCGAUGAUUGGGAGUUUGACCAGUCAAACUCAAACUCAUGUAAGCACUACAUCUGGCAUUCUUAAAUGGAAACCCUCUGGGGAGUUCAGGAUACGUUUGAAAUGCCCGAAGGCCCACAAUGGGCAGCAGACAACUGGUGAUGGUCAGAAGGUUGGAGUCCAAGAGGAAACUCACAAAGUGUCCAUGAAAGUCGAAGUUGAUCAAGAUCAACUGGUCUCAGGCAAGAAGACCAGCAAGAAAACCAUCCAGCCAAAGAAGAAUGAUAGUCCCCCAAAACCAAAAAAUAUCAAGCCAUGUCGGGCAGGGAUUCGAGCAAGUACCCGGAAAGCAGCUUCUCAAAUGUUAUAA
Puccinia graminis f. sp. tritici CRL 75-36-700-3 is the source of this 837-nucleotide messenger RNA. RefSeq lists its product as uncharacterized. NCBI's taxonomy places the organism in Eukaryota, Fungi, Basidiomycota, Pucciniomycetes, Pucciniales, Pucciniaceae. The record is from RefSeq and is a predicted model, not a curated record. Bases 1 to 837 code for a protein of 278 amino acids. The transcript has a single exon.